AGACCGUGUCUGUCUGUCCAUUGUGAACAUCACAUGAGCUACAAGAUGAUGGGGUUGUUGUGCGAAUCGCCGGUCAUCCGCUAUGAGCCAGUUAGGAAUCGCCAAGAGCGACGACUAAUGUGAAUGAAAGCAGAGAAAGAAGAACUUACCAACAAAUUGGAUUGAAAAGAAACUUAACACAAUUUAAAUCUUUAAAAAAUUAGAAGAAAACAGGCUAAAAUAUAAGAUUUACAUAAGAAGCUUUAAUAAAACCAGCUUUUAUUAGUGAAAACUGAAAUGAAAAAUAUGUUCUGUUAAUGUGACAAAUCAAAAUAAAAAAAUGUGUUGAUUGUGAUGUUGUUAAUAUUUUAAUAGUGAUGAUUUCUUUUGGAAGUAAUUUCAUUUAAAAUCCAUUUGAAAGGUGAAUUGAGUCAAGGAGAUUCCGGUAAAAUGGGAGGAUCCCGGUAGAAUUCCGAUUGGUUCCCGCAGGUGCGCGGUACAAAUUUUGGUCCAGAACUAGUCCGGGACUUGGCCGUAAGGACCUCCUACCUUUUUAUUGAGAUGGAAGCGAACUACGUCCCCAACAACCCCCAGUUCGGGCUCCAGGUGGAGUGCAACUGGACCUCUUCCGUGCCCCAGUGCCAAAGUUCCUGUUCGGCCCAGUCCUGCCAGGACGAACUUUCGUCCUGCUGGACCGAGGAUAUGGGAUCAUUUUCUUUACCCCUCGAUUUGGAACCUUUACCGUCGUUAUUUCCAUUUUCACCCUGUUCAAACGGACAAAAUUCCACAUACAAAUGGGAUAAUUUUUGUUGUAGAAACGAUCCUUGUCAAAUUAAUCAGCCGAAUUUAAAUCCCAGGCAACAACCCGCCGAUAUGGCGGACGUACUUUUAUCGUUAAAACACGCUGUUGUCCAUCCCGGUCAACAAUUACCCAGUGAUAAACUCGAUCAACACGGAUUGUACACUUCUCAGUAUUUAUUAUCGCCUAAUGGAUAUUCAACACAGAACACCGAUCAAGGAUUAACGCAUCAAACCGCUAUGUUUCCUAGUAUGUCUGUUAAUGUUUCAAUGAAUAUGACUAUGGGUUAUCAUCCUAACUCAAGUUAUCCAAGUGUUGAUAUGACUUGUCCACAGGUACAAUGGAGCGCAAACCCUCAAGUUUCUUCCCCGGUUUCAUACCAAUCCCAAGGAUUACUAAGUCCUUCGUAUGGAGGUACUUAUUCCUUCACGGCCGAUUUCAGACCUCAACAAGAACCUCAAAUGUUCACAACAACGCAUCACAAACCAACAGCUUUUCAAUCGCCCAGAAGAAGACAUAGUAUAGUUCCUGAAGAUGAUCCUCAAAAACCAAACGUUUGUAAUAUUUGUGGUAAAAGUUACGCUAGACCAAGUACAUUAAAAACACAUUUACGAACACAUUCCGGUGAAAAACCAUACCGUUGUAUAGAUUGUAAUAAAAGUUUCUCUCAAGCGGCUAAUUUAACGGCACACGUACGAACACAUAGUGGUGAAAAACCAUUUAGGUGUCCAGUUUGCGAUAGAAGAUUUUCGCAAUCCUCAUCGGUGACCACGCACAUGAGAACGCAUUCGGGGGAGAGACCAUACAGGUGUCGACAAUGUCGUAAGGCAUUUUCCGAUAGUAGUACAUUAACUAAACAUUUACGAAUUCACAGUGGGGAGAAACCGUACGAGUGCAAAUUGUGCCUAUUGAGAUUCUCUCAAAGUGGAAAUUUAAAUAGGCAUAUGAGAGUUCAUGGAACCAAUGGGAUGAAUACAUGACCAUUGUUUUAUAGAUGAAAUAAAAAAUUAGAUGCAUUUUAAGAUUUAAAGAAAUUUUAAUACAACGACGAAUUUGAUGUGUCCUAAUCGAAUCAUCAGAGAGAAAUUGAUGUGUUAUGUGUUGAAGACAAAUUAAUAACCAAAGAUACUAAUUUUUUUUUGAACUUGAUAAGUAUUGAGAUGAGCUAGUCAUUUUUUAUUAUAAUUUUUUUUGUACAUAUAUUAAUAUGUAUAAGGCGAUU
This is a messenger RNA of Onthophagus taurus, 2000 nucleotides long. It is a transcript of the gene Gl, whose product is annotated as glass. The record is from RefSeq and is a predicted model, not a curated record. NCBI's taxonomy places the organism in Eukaryota, Metazoa, Arthropoda, Insecta, Coleoptera, Scarabaeidae. Gene Ontology annotation, cellular component: nucleus. Gene Ontology annotation, biological process: regulation of transcription by RNA polymerase II. Gene Ontology annotation, molecular function: DNA-binding transcription factor activity, RNA polymerase II-specific.